Molecule: messenger RNA, 903 nt
Organism: Oryza brachyantha (malo sina)
Lineage: Eukaryota; Viridiplantae; Streptophyta; Magnoliopsida; Poales; Poaceae
Product: xylanase inhibitor protein 2-like
Exons: 1
Coding region: 15-902 (295 amino acids)
Biological process (GO): carbohydrate metabolic process
Cellular component (GO): extracellular region
Molecular function (GO): chitinase activity
Source: RefSeq, a predicted model, not a curated record
CUUGAAAAUAAUUAAUGGCGUCGUUCCGGCGCCGUUCGUGCAUUCCGGCGGCUCUCCUCCCCCUGGCCUUCUUCCUGCUGCUCGCCAGCAAGCCAACCGCCGGCGAUGUCGGGACCGCCGUCGUCUGGGGCCGCCACGCCGACGAGGGCACGCUCAGGGAGGCCUGCGACACCGGCCACUACAACACCGUCAUCAUCUCCUUCUACAGCGUCUUCGGCCACGGCCGCUACAGCCUCGACCUCUCCGGCCACGACCUCCGCGACGUCGGCUCCCACAUCAAGCACUGCCAGCGCAAGGGCAUCGUCGUGCUCCUCUCCAUCGGCGGCCAGGGAGGCGACUACUCCCUCCCGUCCUCCCAGUCGGCGUCCGACGUCGCCGACAACCUCUGGAACUCCGUCCUCGCGGGCCGCCGCAAGGGCGUGUUCCGCCCCUUCGGCAACGCGGUGGUGGACGGCAUCGACUUCUUCAUCGACCGGGGCUCCGGCGACCACUACGACCAGCUGGCCAGGAAGCUCGACGGCUACAGCAAGUACGGCGGCGGCAAGAAAGGGGUGAUGCUGACGGCGACGCCGCGGUGCGAGUACCCGGACAGGCGGCUGGAGAAGGCGCUGGCGACGGGGCUGUUCGCGCGCAUCCACGUGAGGAUGUUCGGCGCCGGCGAGGAGAACUGCACGGCGGCGCCGAGGGAGGCGUGGGAGAAGUGGGCGGCGGCGUACCCGGGGAGCCAGGUGUGCCUGGGGCUGGUGGCGUCGUCGGGGCAGGACGCGGGGUACCUGUCGCCCAAGGAGCUCUACUACACGCUGGUGAUGUACAUCCGAGACAGGCUCAACUACGGCGGCAGGAUGAUCUGGGAUCGCUACUACGACAAAAUUACCGACUACUCCAUUGGAAGACUUAUCUAAU